AUGAUGUACCACCACUACUCGGAGGCCCCCUACUAUGCCGCCGCACCGCUGCCCGCGCACCCGCGAGACAUGGUGCUUCUGCCGUCGAUGCUCUUCCGCGACCACCUCGUGUCGUCCCCGCCCUAUGAGCAAACGCGUCCCGCGCCGACGACGUUCGCACUUCCGUCAAUCAAGAGCCUCUUGUGCGAGCCCAGCAUUGCCCCAGUUGAGGUGACGGCAGUGGUGCCGACCAAGCCACGCUGGCGCCCGUCCAAGUACUGCACGGUCGAGGCCUGCGAGCGCGUCUCACAGCGCAACGGUCUCUGCCACCGCCACGGCGGGAAGCGAUCGUGCAAGGACCCGUCGUGUAAUGCCAAAGACCGUGGGAACGGCUACUGCAUUAAGCAUGGCGGUGGUCGCCCUUGCGAUGUGGCCCACUGCGGCAAGAAGGCGCGGCGCCAAGGCAUGUGCACGCAGCACUUUCGCCUCGUGAACACGCCGUAGAAGACUUGACGCGCACUGUACAUUACCAGGCUUUCCGUUCCUGUGGUAGCUCGAUUAUUUAAGAAGCCGUUCGUCGGGCCAGAAUCGAAUAGACGAUGAUUCCAGA
Molecule: messenger RNA, 589 nt
Organism: Saprolegnia parasitica CBS 223.65
Lineage: Eukaryota; Oomycota; Saprolegniomycetes; Saprolegniales; Saprolegniaceae
Exons: 1
Coding region: 1-483 (160 amino acids)
Source: RefSeq, a predicted model, not a curated record